Molecule: messenger RNA, 330 nt
Organism: Metopolophium dirhodum (rose-grain aphid)
Lineage: Eukaryota; Metazoa; Arthropoda; Insecta; Hemiptera; Aphididae
Exons: 4
Coding region: 1-330 (109 amino acids)
Source: RefSeq, a predicted model, not a curated record
AUGGAAACGGCAGUUACGCACAUUGGAAUAUUGAUGAAUGGAAAAAUUAUAAGAGAAGACACUACAAAAAAUCUUAUGGAAAAAUUUAAAACGUCUUGCGUAGAAGAUUUGUUUGCAGCAAUAAUAUUCGCCAAAGAUAAACUGCACAGGAAUACUUCGGAAAAAAGAAUCAGGAGAUUAUCGAUCUUUAAUGAUCGUAUUUCGCACCAAUAUACGUCAUUACUAAGUUCCACGUUCAAUACAGAACUCAGUGAACCCAAAAAACAAAAAAGCGUACUACAGGCACUAAUACUAAAAAACAUUUGGACUUUGAUCAGAAUGUAUUCGUAA